Messenger RNA from Podospora pseudopauciseta, 8089 nucleotides. It is a transcript of the gene DCK1, whose product is annotated as Deoxycytidine kinase 1. Gene Ontology annotation, cellular component: plasma membrane; cytoplasm. Gene Ontology annotation, molecular function: guanyl-nucleotide exchange factor activity; small GTPase binding. NCBI's taxonomy places the organism in Eukaryota, Fungi, Ascomycota, Sordariomycetes, Sordariales, Podosporaceae. The transcript is spliced from 2 exons. The record is from RefSeq and is a predicted model, not a curated record. The coding region runs from base 583 to 6849 and encodes 2088 amino acids. Gene Ontology annotation, biological process: small GTPase-mediated signal transduction.
CACAUCGAUUUGCUUCAGGGGUGAGCUCUUCCUACCGACCUUAAUUCCCUUCGCUCGCUCCUUCUCGCCAAUUUCGCCAUUCCCACACUCGUUUCCCCCCCAGGCUUCCAAACGUUCCGUGGUGUGCAGAGCCCGGAAGUCCGCCCAGCUGGAAGCUUGCUAAAAUCAAUAAUCCCUAAAAGAAAUAGAGGUGACAUCGCAGCAAACCCGACCCAGACAGCCCCUUCCCUGCGCCGCUGCCGUGCCCGCUCUCCCCAGCAGCGUCGACGUCAAAGCUUUUUCCGACAUCUUUUGAGAAAUACAGACAGACAGACAGACAGACGACCCUCUCACGAGCACGACGACGAUUCGACCACGUGCACCGGCCCGUCAAUAUCGUCCCGACCGACCGACCGACGCAAAAUCAUCAUUUUGGGACGGUCCCAGGCGACCCCAUCGCUCUCUUGACGGGAAAGGCGCACGCGCAAUCGCCUUUUAAUUCUCUCCAGGGACCAUCCCCGAAUCAUAUUUCCCCAACUGCGCUGCGCUCGUCACUUUCAACUCGCGACUUGAGAGACCAUAGAUGCCUUCCGGCUGGACACAAUGCCCUGGCAACCGCUGCCUCGCAUCGCCUUCGCCGUAGCGACCUACCCCUUCGCUGCCUCGAGUCCCGCCGACUUACCCCUCGAAUUGGGCGACGAGCUGUACAUCAUUGAAGAGACACCCGACGGUGAUUGGUUUCGCGGGUACCUGGUGUCACCACCGAGUCUGCUUGCCGGUUUAACAAGCGUAAAGGGCCACACCCUCGAGGCCCGCGUAUUCAGCGGCAUCUUUCCGCGGAGUUGUGUCGAAGUACGCGAAGUGCUCGGCGAGAGCGACGAAACAGACGACAAUGAGGCCGACAGCGAGGAUGGCGUCGCGACAGACCCCCUAUACAUAGGCAGCGAUUCUGCCAAGGGUGGAUUGGUUCCCAAUGGCGAGAAAAAGAGGAGGAAAGACAGGAAUAGGGGCCUGCAGAAGAAUGGGUUGCUUUCGGUGCCAGUGCGACGGGAUCCAAAUGCGCCUCGUCAGCCAGCCCCAGUACCAAUGCUCAAGAUUGGUGACGAGACGCCCACCUCAGCCUCGGAACCGCUCAUCGACGAGAUCGCGUCGUGCCUGCGAGAAUGGCACUCGACCAACCUCCACGAGCUACUCCUGACCCGUCAAUACGCCAAACUCGACAAUCUUUCACAGCUUAUAGUUACGCUGAACUUCUCGAGACAACAGUUUUUGCACGAUGUACUUACGACGUGGGAAUACGAAAAUCUGCGCGAGAAGACGGUUUGGGACUUGGUUCGGGUCAACAAGCUAUGCGGUGGGGAGGUUAUCGUGCGCGAUCCGCACGCCCGAGGGAGGGUAUUGACUGGAGACGAUUCGGUGGUAGAAAUAACGAGGUUGCAGUCCAUCAUGAGCCUGUUGGACGAGACACCCACGCCCCAGAUCGAACUGACGGCGCUCCACCACCUAAUGGUAGACAUCAAGGGGCUGGCAGGCGCAUCCACCGAGGCGACCACUCUGGUUUUGUAUCUGGCGACCAAGACGGGAGGCGGCAAGCUCACCACCAUAUCCGAAAGCUACAUCGUCGAAAUGCCUGGCGGUGGGCAGAUGGGCCAACUGACGAGAAACAACCAAAUGCGGACGCUUUUUGCUGAUCUUACUGCCGCUGAGAUUGGAGAUGUUUCGUCGAUAGAUUCCGAAUUGUUCCUCAUUGUCAAGAUUCGCGCGCCGCAACAGGUGGUUGCUGCUAAGCCUAGCUCUAGGUCUGGUUCGAUGUCGCAGAGCUUGCCACAAUUCUCCAAGGAUCCAACAAAACCACCAUUGUCUUCCGGGAACAAGUCAAUGCGCCGGAGCUUGAUGUGGGCGGGUAAGAGCACAAGGUCCGCAUUCUCCAGAGGCAACAAUAAGCUUGAUUCGCUAUCUGAGCAGCCGGAGGAAAUAGCAUCGCCCACCACAGCAGGGGCCGAGAGCAGAGAUGGCCAUCCGCCGAGCACAGCCAAUUCCAAGAACGGGCGGUCUUCCGUAGACGGAUACGUCACCCAGACUGCUGACAGGACAGUGGGUGUUGGCUUGCUCAGGCUGAACUCUACCAUGAAGCAGGAGGAUGAGGUGGAACAUAUCGUGACCCUGUGGGCCCCGUCUGCCCGGUUUGCGACAGAGCGUGGAGAUGGAGAGGAAUGGGACCCGGUAAUACGUGAGGUCCUGGAUAGCAAGCCCGGCUCUUAUGAGAAGUCGAGGAGAGCCGAGCGGCUCCAGGUACAUUUGCGUGCCUUCAAUAACCCGGAUGCGGAUGUGCUCAUCAAAGCCACCCCCACCGUGUUGGCGGGCAUCUGCAAAACUAACAAGAUGGGAUUCUCAGGGGCGCCAACAAAACCGAGGUCUGACAUCUAUUUAACAAUCGACGAGGCGGCCCUGACCCGCCAAACGCUAUUGUCUCGAUAUGGCGGCAGCCCGGCAUCCCUUCCGAGUAGUAUUCACGGGAACAAUCUGCAGCUCACACUCGAAGUGAGGAGGCACUCAGGCGAGCGCAUCGACAAUUGCAUAUUCCCGUCUUCCAAUACCGAGUGCAUCAGCACUUGGAAGACGGUUGCUGCCGAGCGUGGGGAGCCAUGGAAACAAACCAUCAAGCUGGUGAUCGCGCCAGCGGAUGUGCACCAAGCCCAUGUUGUCAUGCAGCUUGCGGAUGCACCCAACAGCGCCUUUGCAGUCGCAUACAUGCCCCUAUGGGAUCAGCAAGCCUUCAUCCACGAUGGUUCUCACUCUUUGGUUCUCUACCGGUUGGACGAAAACACCGUCUCUGCACAGCAAAAUGCGCAGGGCAAGGGCGGGUAUCUCAGCCUGCCGUUUGCUUUCAGGGGCAGGGAGGAGCACCAGGCAGAAGUGACCGGCCCAAUCGCCAUGGUUCGCGUGGAGACAUAUCUUUGCAGCACAAGGUUUUCCCAGGACAAGAUCAUGUUGAGACUACUGGGGUGGAAGGACUCUGCGCAGGAAGCAAUUCCUGAUCUUCUGAAGCAGUUCAUCUUUGUGGCCGAGAUUGAGGUUGUCAAGUUGCUCAACGAUGUUCUGGAUGCCUUGUUUGGAAUUCUCGUCGCCUACUCUGGUAACGAUGACUAUGAGGACCUCGUCUUCACCGCGCUGGUUAGGGUGCUCGACAUUGUACACGAUCGACGAUUCAACCUGUCUCCGUUGGUCGACCAGUAUGCUGAGAGCAAGUUCAACUAUCCGUUUGCGACGCCUUGCCUGGUCAGAUCGUUUACUCGACUUUUGUCCAAGCCAACUGAACCAGAAACGGCAAGGAAACUGCGCGCUACCUUCAAGGUGGCACGGCAUAUUCUCAAGUUCAUCACGCAUGCCCGCGGCCAGCAAAAGGUCAAGGAGGCCGGCAUUGGGAUCACCAGUACAAACCCCGGGUUCACGCGCCACCUUCGAAGCAUCUUCAAGGCCCUCGAUGCCAUGAUGCGGAGUACAGCACCGGUAUUGGUGGGAAGCCAGACGCUUGCUGUUCAGCAUUUUCACACUUGGCUCCCAGAGCUGGCUGGACUGUUGACCACGGAAGAGAUUCUCCAUAUUGCUAUUGACUUUAUGGAUUCUUGCUCCAUGGUCAAGGGCAAACUUGUCUUGUACAAGCUGGUUCUCAUCAUCAACUAUGCCAAGCUGGACAUCUUUUCUCACCCAGAACAACGGUCUGCCCUGAGCGCUAAUACCGUCAGGUGGAUUGCACCGCACUGGGGGUACACCGAUGAGGUUACCGAGCAAUGGAAGGAUCAGGUUCGGCUAUGCUGUUCCGUCCUCGCCAGCCAGGUUGAACACCUUGGCCCUGAAAUUCCCGACUACAUCCCCAAGAUCAUCCAGUCCUACCUCGCCCUCAACGCUAUUCCGAAGAAGCCAAAAGAUCGUCUAUCUCUGUUGUUCCCCACCUCAUACCCCUUCCCCAGCAAAGCGAUCACCGGAGAGGUGGUGUUUGACGAGGCGCUUAUCGAGCUAUCUGCCGUCUUGUCGGCGCUUUCUACUUCGCCAAGUGGAAUGCAGCUUGAGCUGGCAGAAGACGACCUCAAUAUCGUGGUGGAGAACUCGCUGCGGGUGCACAUGAGUAUCCUCCAGGGCGAGACGUUUCCUUCCAACUGGCUCAGCGUGCACAUCUUUCACCACAAGUCAACUAUGCGGACAUUGCAGUACCUCGCCAGCAUCCUGCUCGAGUCCUUCUUACCACAUCCUGAUGAGGCCGAGAACUUCAGCACCGAGCUGUGGAAGCUCUUCUUCACCACGCUCCUCAAACUGGUCGGCAGCCCAUCUCUUGCGCUCGAGACAUUUCCCGAGCAAAAGCGCCGGGCCGUAUGGAAGAUUGCCGGUGAUGUCCGGGAACACGGUGCCGAGCUCCUCCGCAGGACAUGGGAGGCCAUUGGCUGGGAGACGAGCCUUGAGGAGCGUGCUCGCUACGGUCUUUCCAAGAUGGGCGGUUAUCAAGUCCAGUACGUGCCGACAUUGGUUGGGCCCAUUGUUGAGCUUUGCUUGAGUGUCCACGAGGGGCUGCGACGCAUGGCUGUCGAGGUGCUUCAGACGAUGAUUGUCAGCGAGUGGACUCUGAGCGAGGACCUCAGCGUCAUACAAACGGAGAUGAUAGACUGUCUGGAUGUGUAUUUCAAGGAGAAGCCGCUGACGGAGAGCAUCUUGCAGAAGCUGUUUGUUGGAGAAUUACUAGAGCGGUUUGAGCCAUUGAGCAGGCUGAAAGACGAGCCACUCUACCAGGCUAUCAGAGAACUUAUGGGCACGGUGGACGACUUCUUGGAUCUUCUGGUUGCUGUCCACAGUGGUGAUGGAUCGGGCGAGGCAUCACACCUCAUCCACCGUUUGAGAUUGAUGGAAUUCCUCAGGGAUAUGCAGAAGGAGGAGAUAUUCAUCCGCUACGUUCACCAACUGGCGAACCUGCAGGCCGAGGCGAGGAAUCACGCUGAAGCCGGCCUGGCGCUGAGGCUACAUGCCGAUUUGUACGACUGGGACCCCCUUCGAACAACACCACCGCUGCCGGACCCCGAGUUCCCUGCGCAGACUCACUUUGAAAGAAAAGAGCGGAUCUACUUUGACAUGAUCAAGCACUUUGAGGACGGCGAAGCAUGGAGUAGCGCGUUGGCGGCAUACAAAGAGCUCCAGCAACAGUAUGAGACCAACAUCUUUGACUUUGCCAAGCUUGCCCGCACCGAAAGGGCCAUCGCCAACAUUUACGAGACCAUCGCCAAGAGCGACAGGCUGGUGCCCAAGUACUUCAAGGUCAUCUACAAGGGCUUGGGCUUCCCGGCUAAUGUCCGCGACAAGGAGUUUGUCUUUGAAGCCACCCCUGCCGAACGGACUGCCGGGUUUACCGACAGAAUGCAAGAGAUGUACCCAUCUGCUCAGAUUGUGCUUAGUGACCAGAUCGACGAUGUGGAGGGUCAGUUCUUGGUGGUCUCCGCACUGAGUCCUCACCGCGACCUGGGGCAUCAUGUCUUCCAGCGCGCCAGGGUUCCGCAGAUCAUCAGGGACUAUCUUGUCUCUGCUCACCCUCAAGAGUUUUCUGUUAGUAGCAGGAGGAACACCACCGGGCCUGUGGAGGAACACUGCGCCGAAAAGAUCAUCUACACGACUGCGGAGCCAUUCCCGACGAUUCUGAGGAGGAGUGAGAUUGUUGCCGUGCGUGAGGUCAGGUUAUCAGCCAGAGAGACUGCUCUGGAGAGAAUCGUGCGAAAGACGGCCGAGAUGUCUAUUCUAGAGCGCAAGAUAUCAGAAGGCGAAGGGGGCGACGAGGCUGUGCAACUGCUGUUUGAUGCUGUGGGCAUCAGCGUCAACCCAAAUUCCGAGAGCAGCGUGGUUUGCUACCGGGACUUGAUUCCCGGCAUGACCAGGCACGGGGCACAAUCACCUGCAAAGGACAGCGAGCUGGAUGAGGAGGAGUAUGAGCCGCCUGAGCUCAACCCUCAGGAGAAUGCCAUCAAGAUGGCGUUGGUUGAUCAUGCUAUCUUGCUCAAGAGGUGCUUGGCCACUCUCUCAAAGACUGGUGUUGAGGUUCUCACGCGACAUGUUGAGGAUCUUCAAAAGUACUUUGAGACGACAUAUGCCACAGAGAUCGCACUGUUCACGCCAGCUGCCCCGCCUGUUCGUGAGGCAAGCACUACGCCCUCACCAACAUGGCCGCGCUCCCCUCCAUCAACUGUCGGCGGUAUCCCUCACCUUUCCAAGCCCUCGAUCAGCGGCAUGUCUGCUAUCACCGGAGUAGAAGAGGCUGCCGUCAUCAGACCGGUAUCGAUCCGCCAAGGCCGCGGCGCCCGCCUAAGCUUCCUCGGUGGCCGCAAGAAGGAGCUUUCCAAGGAUGGCUCCCCACCAUUACCCACUAUCAACGGUGACGUGCAAGAGGACUCGCCCAAAGACAGCGCCGCCAACACCAAGGAAAACCGCCGCAGCUUCAUCUCGGGCUUUCGCACCCAAACUGUAGCCUCGAACGACGCCCGGCCUAGUCUUACGGUCCAGACCAACGGCAUGGACGGGGCCGGCUUCUCCAUCUCACCAGGUGGUAUCACGGGGGGCAGCCAUCUCACAACCGCGACGACGACAACCAAUAAUGACUGGGUGACGGACUCGGCCGGGGUCAGCUUCAUGGGCGGCCUGAGUGGUACCGCUACGGCGGUUGAAUCCCCGCAUGGCAACGGCGAAAAGACGCCUAGGGAGAGCACUAAUAGCAGCAGUACUAUGGGGGGGAGCGUGAGGAAGCGGCUGAGCUUGCUGAGGCUGGGGAAGAAGAGUAGUAAGGAUAAUGCCAAGCAGCAGGCGGGAGUGGUGGGGCUCGGGGGCGUUGAUGAGGAGUAGGCUGCCUGUCGGGUUCUGGCUUUGGGGGACAUUGCUGUGAAGGAGGAUCAUCUGAUGAUGCAGAGGAGAGGGUGGGUAUGAGCAAGCAUUGCAGGAAAGAUAAAAGGGGUGGUGGUGUGCUUGAUUCUUCGUUUGACAAGGACCUUUUUUUUUUGUUUAUUUUUCGUUUCUUUUGUGGAUUUUCUUUUUCAAGGUCAAUUCUUUCUUUUCAGUACAGACACUACCACGCUUUCUUUUUAUUGUGUGGUUUGUGGAGGAGGGGUUUUGUUUGGAUUAUUGCGAGAUUGGGGGAGGCAUAUACCAGUGCUUUUUUUUUCUUGUUCUUGUUUGUUUUUUAAUUCUACAGAUUUAUUAUUGCUGUUGUAUUGGGAACUUUUUUUGUAAAUAGGAGGAAGGGAAGGAGGGAGGGGAAGGGAAAGGGAAAGAAUGGUGUUCUGGAUAGCAUUCUUGUUGUUGUGCGUGGCAACAACUGUUGACAAGAUGAGUAGAAAUCUUGUUUAUUUCCUGUUCCUGUUACUUUUCGUUCGUUUCCAAUUUUUUCUUUUUUUCUGCAUGUGUUGUAUUUUUGUUGCAUUACUUGUUGUGUAUACCGCAAAAAGAAAGCGAGUGAGGUUGGAGAUGAAGGGAAGGGAGGAAGCACCAUGUAUUUUGUGUAUAUUUAUGUUGUCCUGUAUGUUUUACAUGUGUACACAGUGGUGGUGGUGGUGGUGGUGGUGUGUAGGUUUGACUGGCGAUGAGUUGUUGAGAGAAGAGGACCGAUUCACGUUGAGUUUACAGACAUUGAUCAAAAGACAUGUGUCGCACAGACACUCUAUUUAUCCUAUCUAUAUAAACCAGGGGAAAAACUGGUCUCUUUGGUGAGGGGAGCUAAAAUGUCAAGCCGGACGAGAACCGGCUAAAGUCUGAAGUGCCGGCUGGGGUUGGAUGCAACCUGGUCUGGACUAUGGUCGGUUGAGAUAAGCUUUUUCGCGGGUUGUGGGGGAAGGCUGGGAGAGGAAGUGCAUUUUUGGCGGGUGAUAUAGAAAGGUGAAGCGAAUGGGACGGUUGGCGGAGGGGGUUCCGUGGUGGGGAUGGAUUCUGUUUCUAGUUGGUAAAAGAAAAAGGCAAGGUGGAGUGAUGGUUGAGCAUCUGGAGAUCCGGGGGAAGGGUCUUUGGGUAGGUAGGUAGUGACCACAAGAUCGAAGGUGUAUCCUCCUCCUCUUGGAGUGGCCGUCAACAUGUAAACAGUGAUGAAGCUGGG